AUGUCUUUCGCUGACCUAUCUAUCUCACACUGUCCGUUAUCUAUCUAUCUAUCUAUCUAUCACACGAGUUUUAAAUGUCUUUCGGUGACCUAUCUAUCUAUCUAUCUAUCUAUCUAUCUAUCUAUCUAUCUAUCUAUCUCAGUUUGUCCAUUAUCUAUCUAUCUAUCUAUCUAUCUAUCUAUCUAUUCAUCUAUCUAUCUAACUAUCUAUCUAUCUCAGGUUGUUUAUUAUCUAUCUAUCUAUCUAUCUAUCUAUCUAUCUAUCUAUCUAUCUAUCUAUCUCAGUUUGUCCAUUAUCUAUCUAUCUAUCUAUCUAUCUAUCUAUCUAUCUCAGUUUGUCCAUUAUCUAUCUAUUCUAUCUAUAUCUAUCUAUCUAUCUAUCUAUCUAUCUCAGUUUGUCCAUUAUCUAUCUAUCUAUCUAUCUCAGUUUGUCCAUUAUCUAUCUAUCUAUCUAUCUAUCUAUCUAUCUAUCUAUCUAUCUAUCUAUCUAUCUAUCUCAGUUUGUCCAUUUCAUCUAUCUAUUCUAUCUAUCUAUCUAUCUAUCUAUCUAUCUAUCUCAGUUUGUACAUUAUCUAUCUAUCUAUCUAUCUAUCUAUCUCAGUUUGUUUAUUAUCUAUCUAUCUAUCUAUCUAUCUAUCUAUCUAUCUAUCUCAGUUUGUCCAUUAUCUAUCUAUCUAUCUAUCUAUCUAUCUAUCUGUCUAUCUAUCUAUCUAUCUUACGAUCGAUUUGUAUCUGUUCCUUCCAGGCCCUUGUUUGUUUCUUUUUUUAUCUUAUUCUUUACAAAUCCCCACCUUUUUUUUUUAUCUUUUAUUGUCUUCCUUUUGUUUAUGAAAGCACAAAUUGGAGCGUUUCACAGGCAAGGGAGAGGCGGGAAAAUAGUGUCGUUUCCGGUCGGCCAUUGUUACACUGUCGUUCUUCACUUCAUUUCUCUCUCUCUCUCUCUCUCUCUCUCUCUCUCUUCUCCUUGUCUCCCCACUGUAACUUACUUUCAGUUUUCCCCACCCACAACUUUCACAACUCUCAGUGCGAAUCUUACUUUCUUAUUUUCUUUCUUCGUUUCUCUUUUUCUUUCUCGUUUUCAUUUUAUCUUUCCUUCUCUUUUUUAUUCUUUCUUUCCUUUCUUCAUUCUUUCUUCAUUCUUUCUUUCUUGUUUCUUUCUUUCUCUUUUUCAUUCAUUCUUUCUUUCUUGUUUCUUUCUUUCUUGUUUCUUUCUUUCUCUUUUUCAUUCAUUCAUUCUUUUUUUCUUUCUUUUUCUUUCUUUUUUUUUUUUCUUUUUUCUUUCUCUUUUCUUUGUUUUUUUCUUUCUUUCUUUCUUUUCUUGUUUCUUUCUUUCUUGUUUCUUUCUUUCUCUUUUUCAUUCAUUCUUUCUUUCUUGUUUCUUUCUUUCUUGUUUCUUUCUUUCUCUUUUUCAUUCAUUCUUUCUUUCUUGUUUCUUUCUUUCUCUUUUUCAUUCAUUCUUUCUUUCUUGUUUCUUUCUUUCUUGUUUCUUUCUUUCUCUUUUUCAUUCAUUCUUUCUUUCUUGUUUCUUUCUUUCUUGUUUCUUUCUUUCUCUUUUUCAUUCAUUCUUUCUUUCUUGUUUCUUUCUUUCUUCUUUUUCUUUCUUUCUUCAUAUUUUGUUUUAGUUUUUCUUUCAUACUUUCUUUUCCACAAAAUUAAUUUUCUUUUCUUCUUUUCCCCCUUCUCUUUCUUUUCUUCCUUUCCUGUACUCUUUCUUCUCUUUUUUUUUUUUUUGGGGGUGAUUCGGUUUUUCUUUCUUUCUUUCUUUCUUUCUUUCUUUCUUUCUUUCUUUCUUUCUAAUAUCUCAUCAUUUUUCCAUCUCUGUUUCUUCAUUCUGCUUUCCAUACCUUCAUUUUUUCUUCCGAGUUCCCCCCUCCUUUCAUUCCUUCCCCCUCUUAUCUAUUUCCCUUUUUUCUUUUCUUCUCCUCCCCUUCGUUUUCCCCUUUCACUUUUCUUUCUUUUCCUCCUCCUUUCCUCCACCUUAUUUUCUUUCUUUCUUUCUCUCUUUCCUCCUAUCCUUUCCUUCAGCUAUUCCUUCUUUUUUUUCCCCCUUUUUUUUUUCUUCCUUCCUCUCAAAUCCCUUCUUAGGAUUCUUUUCUUUCUUUCUCUUUCCCGCUAA
Messenger RNA from Acanthosepion pharaonis, 2115 nucleotides. Lineage: Eukaryota; Metazoa; Mollusca; Cephalopoda; Sepiida; Sepiidae. The record is from the annotation of a GenBank genome assembly.